Molecule: messenger RNA, 1795 nt
Organism: Mytilus californianus (California mussel)
Lineage: Eukaryota; Metazoa; Mollusca; Bivalvia; Mytilida; Mytilidae
Product: integrase/recombinase xerD homolog
Exons: 5
Coding region: 80-1795 (571 amino acids)
Biological process (GO): DNA integration; DNA recombination
Molecular function (GO): DNA binding
Source: RefSeq, a predicted model, not a curated record
UCCAAUACUCAAGCCUAUAGAUUAGUUCUUGACAUAACUGAUAAGAUCAAAAGCCGUAAUAAGAAAAUACGCAUAGCUGAUGCUUCCCCUGCUGGUUGGGGAACCGUUAGGGAAUACGAAUCCAAUGCCGUGGCUUCAGAUUCUGAAGAUGAGAGAAAGAUACGACAAGCUGAGACCAGAGCUAUCCGUACCUCCAAGGAGAAGUCAAAAUCUCGCCAGCAACCUUACCCAAAAAAUCCGCCUCGUCAACAACCUGCGGAAUCUUAUGGUAACCCUGCUUACGCUCAGCAUUAUCAACGUAAUCAGCAACAGCCCUUUCGUGGGAGCUUCGCAAGGCGUGAGCCUUGCUCAAUCGACACGUGCCACUACUGCAAGCAACAAGGCCACUGGAGAAAAAACUGUCCUCUUCUCGCCAGUCUCAGGUCAUCCAACAGCAACUCCACAACCUACCAGAAGUAGUAAAGUAGGGCCUGAACGUCACUCUCCAGUCAUUGUGAAUGGUUUUUCAGAUAUUUUUUCAGUAGGACAUUGGUCAGACUUUAAUUCACAAGUUGCCUCUAAUAAUGAUCUCAGCAGUUUGUUCAAACAGUUACCAGAAUUCCUUCUUUCGUCCAAGGCUGCGAGUACUCAGAAGAAAUAUAGAUAUGCCUUCAAUUCAUGGUGUAAGUGGACUAGUCAAUAUUCUUUUUCACCAUUGCCAGCAUCUCAUUUACAUAUUUCUUUAUAUUUAAUUCAUUUGUCUGAAACUGCAAAAUCGGUUUCAAAAUUAAAUGAUGCUUUUUACGCCAUAAAAUGGGCACAUAAAUUAGCUGGCGUUGCUGAUCCCAGUGAAAAUAAUCUAGUUGCAUCUGUUCUUGAAGGGGCUCAUAGAAAAAUAGGUCAUUCAGUUGUCAAAAAAGAACCUAUCACACCGCAUAUUUUGAAAAAUAUUGUAUGUAAAUAUGCUAAUAAUACUUGUAAUUUAAAAGAUGUAAGAAUAGCAUGUAUGUGUUUAUUAGCCUAUGCUGGCUUUUUAAGAUUCUCCGAGUUAGCUAACUUGAGAAGGUCUGAUAUACAGUUUUCCCCUACUUACCUUACACUUCAUUUAGUCAAGAGUAAAACUGAUGUAUAUAGGGAAGGGAAAGAUGUUGUCAUUUCAAAAACAGGGAAUAUUACAUGCCCGGUAGAUGUACUUCAGCGUUAUCUAAAGUUAGCUAACAUUCCUGAAGAAUCGAAUGAUUUUAUUUUUAGAUCUAUUUGUUAUUGUAAAUCUUUGAAUGUAUACAAACUUAGAAAGAGUAGUCAUAUUUCUUACACCAGAGCCAGAGAGUUAUUGUUAUCUGCACUUGACAGUUUAGGUCUUGAUAAAAAACAGUUUGGCUUACAUAGUUUGAGGUCAGGAGGAGCUACUGCCGCGGCAGAAGCUGGAAUAGAUGACCGGUUGUUUAAGAAACACGGGAGAUGGAAAAGUGAUAAAGCCAAAGAUGGUUAUGUUAAAGAGAGCAACGAUAAUAUACAUACUAUUGUCAACAGUAGAUCCUAUAUGAUAAGAUUUGAUUUAGAAGAUUGGACUGGUAACGUUCGUUAUGCAGAGUAUGAGACCUUCAGGAUUGGGGAUGAAUCGGAUAAUUACAAACUGACUCUAGAUGACUAUGAUGGCGACGCAGGUGAUAUCACAAGUGACUCGGGUACAGGUGAAAUUGAUGGUCAACAAUUUUCAACUGCAGAUCGUGAUAAUGCUAACUAUGUCUCUAUAUUUGGUCAAACAUGUGCUGAUCAAAAUAGAGGGGCGUGGUGGUAUACCUCUUAUUUCUAA